UAAAGUCCAUAGAAAAUGAACAGAGCACAAGCUCGAGCAACAAUGGCGGACUGUGGAGAGGAAGAAAGGAUCCCCCACUGUUUAGUGCUCCCAUUCUCCCUUCAAGGUCACGUCAAUCCUAUGCUCCAAUUCUCCAGGCGUCUCAGAUCCAAAGGACUUCGAAUCACCUUCGUCGUCUACAAAUCAUUCCUCAAAACCCUACACGAUUCCGCCGCCGCCUCUUCCUUCGAAUUUCCGGUGGAGCCAAUCACCGACGGAUUCGACGACGGCGUGGACUACAAAAGUGUUUCCAAGGAGAUCGCCGAACACGCCUGGAAAACCUCGUCGGAGUCGCUGGAGCACCUGCUGAAGAAGCUUCGGAGCUCCGGCGCCGGCGCCGACUGUGUCAUCUACGACUCCUUCUGCUAUUGGGUGCCCUACGUCGCGAAGGCCGCCGCCGUCACGGCGGCGGCGUUUUUCACGCAGUCUAAUUCGGUAAACGCAAUUUAUUUCAGUGCUCACAAUCGCGAGCUGAAGCUCCCGAUCUCCGAUCAAGAGAUUCGAAUUUCCGGCGGACUGCCGGUGAUGACGCCGGCGGAUCUGCCGUCGUUCGUACAAAAUUAUCCAUCGGAACCGUUGAAGCUCGAGAUCAUGACAAAGCAAUUCUCCAAUGUCGAUAUGGUCGACUGGAUGUUCGUCAAUACGUUCUACGAAUUGGAGCGCGAGGUCAGUGAUUGGAUGGGGAAGAUGACGCCAACGAGGCCGAUCGGGCCGACGGUACCGUCGGCGUACACCGACGGGAGAAUCUCCGGCGACAGGGAGUACGGUCUGAGCGCAUUUAAGGCGGUUACCGACGAGUGUACGGACUGGCUGGACCAAAACGACGUCGGAUCGGUUGUAUACGUGUCGUUUGGGAGCUUCGCGCGGCCGGAAUCGGAGCAAAUCGGAGAAAUCGCCGCCGCACUGAAGCGAAUUCCGGCAAGAUUCCUGUGGGUGGUUAGGGCGUCGGAGGAAUCGAAGCUUCCCCGGAGUUACAGAGAGGAGACGUCGGAGAAAGGUCUCAUCGUGCGGUGGUGCAAUCAGCUGGAGGUUCUGUCACACGCGGCGGUGGGGUGCUUCGUGACGCACUGCGGCUGGAACUCGACGCUGGAGGCGAUCUGCUCCGGCGUGCCGGCGGUGGCGCUGCCGCAGUGGAGCGACCAGUUCACGAACGCCAAAUUGGUGGCGGAUGUGUGGGGGACGGGGGUCAGAGCGGCGGCGGACGGGGGAGGACUCGUCGGAGAAGAAGAAAUUUUUCGGUGCAUUAAGCAUGUGAUGGAAGGGGCGGCGGCGGCGGAGAUCAGAAGGAGGUCGCAGAAAUGGCGGAAGGCGGCGAGGGAGGCGGUGGACGACGGCGGGAGUUCCGAUAAGAACAUUCAAGAAUUUGUAGCUGCACUCAUUAAUGGGUCCAUAAAUUAAUUAUUACUCAUGCCAUAUGUUUGCAUAAUUUGCCACGUUUGCGGGGGGGACUCCGUUUAUUAAAUAAUUAAUUGCAAAAAAAUAAAUUUUAGUUUUAAUAUAAAAAAUUUAUUAAUUUUAA
This is a messenger RNA of Andrographis paniculata, 1558 nucleotides long. RefSeq names its product mogroside IE synthase-like. Lineage: Eukaryota; Viridiplantae; Streptophyta; Magnoliopsida; Lamiales; Acanthaceae. The transcript has a single exon. The record is from RefSeq and is a predicted model, not a curated record. Bases 16 to 1437 code for a protein of 473 amino acids. Gene Ontology annotation, molecular function: UDP-glycosyltransferase activity.